Neurospora hispaniola is the source of this 1311-nucleotide messenger RNA. RefSeq names its product RNA polymerase I associated factor, A49-like protein. Gene Ontology annotation, biological process: DNA-templated transcription; RNA polymerase I preinitiation complex assembly; transcription elongation by RNA polymerase I. The coding region runs from base 1 to 1311 and encodes 436 amino acids. Gene Ontology annotation, molecular function: DNA binding. The transcript is spliced from 3 exons. NCBI's taxonomy places the organism in Eukaryota, Fungi, Ascomycota, Sordariomycetes, Sordariales, Sordariaceae. Gene Ontology annotation, cellular component: RNA polymerase I complex. The record is from RefSeq and is a predicted model, not a curated record.
AUGGGAAGCUCAUCAGACAAGAAGCGCAAGAGCGCUGAGGAUACAACACCCCAAAUCAAGAAGAAGAAGAUCGACUCCGAGAAAUCGUCCAAGUCGCCCAAGUUCAUCAAUGUCGGAGCCGUGAAGAGGCCGCAGUAUGCGCCUCCGGUCGUGGCCGCGACCUCGGGACUUGCUCUCUCUUCGUCCAUACAAUUUCAAGCCUACGCCACACCAGCCGACAAGACCUCGAAGCGCAAGAAGAAUGGUGCGCCCGCACAAGAGUUGCUGCUGCACUCUGCCAACCACCGGACGAUGGACUACACAGCUCGCGAAGACAGGACAGGAGACUCGUCCGACCCAUACCUGAAGCACUACAUUGGCAUCUUCAACCCCAAAACUGCCGAGGUCGAGAUUGUGGAGGCGCGCAAGACGGUGCUCCGUGGCACAGUCAGGUCGCAGAAGGCUGUUGACGAGGCAAUGGAAGAGAAGACUCAGAAACAGCAAAUGAUGGCCAUGAGGAACGAGCUCGGCGAGGCAUUCGGUACCAAGAAGGCGAAGAAGGCGAUCCGCGACGUGACGGAGAAUGCCAUUACAUCUCAAAAGGUUGGCCAGAGCGAGCUGGUGAUGAUGGACGCCAUCAAGACCGCCACCAAGGACAUGUCGACCAAGGAAGACCUUCAAGCCGCUGUCGACAACGCCCGACCGGUACCGCGCGGCAACUUCGCUGCCACAGAAAUCGCAGACGUCUACGUACCAUCCCAAAUCAUCGGAUCCGAGGUCCUGAACGCGAUACCAGUGAUGGAUUGGCAGGAGAGCGUCAAGAAUCUAGAGGACAUCCAGGUACCUUCGCGCUUCGUCGCCAAGCGCGUUUCCAACGUAGCAAGCAGCGACGACGCGGUGCACAGAUUGAGGGUACUGCGGUACCUCUUGUUCGUCAUCAUUUUCUGGAACGCUACCUCGCAAGGAAGGGAGCGUGGCACAAGAAGCAUUGGUAAGAGGGAUAAGCUGCGCGAGGUUAUGGCACCAGCGCCCGAGAUCGUGAUUGAAAACAUCCGCCGCAAGUUCUCGGACGGCGGAGUCAUGCGCAAGACACACGUUGACCUUCUGAUGACGCACUGCUGCGCAUUUGCCGCCAUCAUCGACGGCUUCAAGGUCAACACGAUUGACUUGAGAGAAGAUCUGAAGCUGGAGCAGAAGCAGCUCAACCAAUACUUUAUCGAGAUUGGAGCUCGCGUCAAGCAACAGAAGGUCGCUGACAGGAUGGAGAACUUUGCCGUUCUGCAGCUGCCUCUUCAGUUUCCCAAGAUCAGACUGCCGGCACGGAAGAGGUAA